This is a messenger RNA of Didymosphaeria variabile, 912 nucleotides long. RefSeq lists its product as uncharacterized. The transcript has a single exon. The record is from RefSeq and is a predicted model, not a curated record. Bases 1 to 912 code for a protein of 303 amino acids. NCBI's taxonomy places the organism in Eukaryota, Fungi, Ascomycota, Dothideomycetes, Pleosporales, Didymosphaeriaceae.
AUGGCCCAACCCACAAGUCACCGCGCCAUGCGGCACAUCUCACGAGCCGACAGCAUUGCCGCAGACACACCGGCAGCAACUCCUGAGCGCGCCCUUCUCGAGAAGCAGGACCUCGAGCAAUUGCACAUUCCGCCCCACUACCUCCUGCCUCCCACUUACCCCUCACCAUUCAAAGGCACACUGGAAGCCUCACUUGAUGCUCUCCUCGAGUUUGGCGCCAAAUAUACCUCCUCCAUAUCCAUCAUGGACGUGCUCCGCAAGCCCGUGUGCACGAAGACGAACUGGUAUAACCUGCUAGUCGCGACGCUGAACCUCGAGGAGAAAAAGGUGGUGGGCAGCAGCCGCCUUCUGCUGGAGGAAAUACUUUUCCUGGCCACACGAACACUGCUCCCGGAGCAGAUUGCGCAGAACAGGGCGUGUAUGUAUAAGAUGUACGAUUCCCGGAAGACGACAUCGAUGAGGAUGAGUUUGCGUUACGAUAUGUUACGCGAGUGGACAAAGCGGGGCAACAACCACUUCAUCGUCGUGGAGUCGCGUCCUCCGCUUCGCAUCUUGGGUGCGUCUGUAUCGCAAGACGACGAGCUUCACCCCGGACGGAAGCUGUUGCUGCCGAAUGUGUGGGCGACGUUGAUCCAGGCACCGCCGCAGGGGUAUCACUCACACAAGGUGAAGGAAGCGAUGAGGCAUCAUGUCACUGGCAUUGAUAAGUGGCUGAUGUUUGAGGAUGAAGAAGUCGGAGGUUGGAGUGCCAAUGUUCUUUUCCAGAUGACAAUGCAGGUGCUGUUGCAGUGGCAGUGGUUGAGGGAUAAUACGGAGCGCAUGGAGGGUAUGGAGGUGAGGAACUGGGAAGACCUGGAGGGGCCAGCGAACGAAUGCGAGUGGGUGCGAGACGACAAAAAGGCCAAGGCUUAG